Molecule: messenger RNA, 612 nt
Organism: Rhodamnia argentea
Lineage: Eukaryota; Viridiplantae; Streptophyta; Magnoliopsida; Myrtales; Myrtaceae
Product: putative polyol transporter 2
Exons: 2
Coding region: 1-612 (203 amino acids)
Biological process (GO): transmembrane transport
Cellular component (GO): membrane
Molecular function (GO): myo-inositol:proton symporter activity
Source: RefSeq, a predicted model, not a curated record
AUGCCAUCGGUCGUGCUUUGCUUGGGAGUUCUUGCCAUGUCGGAAUCCCUCAAGUGGCUCAUCAUGAAGGUCCGCUUGGGCAAAAUGAAGCGCUUAUUCGCUAAGACCUCCAACUCCGAGAAGGAGGUCGUACUCGGGCUUGUCAACAUCAAGAAAACUGUCGGCAUACUUGAGGAGUGCAACAACAACAUGCAUCGCCGGGAUGAUCUUCUCACUCGGCUCCCUCAAAACGUGCCUCAUCACAUUGAGCACAACUGCUCAAAGCUCUCUUGGGCGGUGGGCAUGCGCAUCACCACGCUGUUUGUUUUUGUGCCCUCCUUCUCCAUCAGGUUGGGGCGAAUCGCGGGCUUAUACAACUCAGGGAUGUUUCCACAGAGGUUGCGUGCACAUGGGUACAUAAUCGAUGUCGGUGGAAAACAUAUGGUGCCUAUAUUGUUAUGGAUAACGUACCUAUCGUUGUCCAAGGCGAUCACCCUUGGUGGGACCAUUUUAUUGUUUGCGGGGAUCAUGAUCCUAGUUCUUUCCUUCGAUGCCGCGCUUACAAUGACGCCAUGUGCCAUGAGUGUUCGAAUUCGGGAGCCUGACAUGAUAGGUGAUCUAAACCAUUCGUGA